Arabis nemorensis is the source of this 1842-nucleotide messenger RNA. The record is from the annotation of a GenBank genome assembly. Lineage: Eukaryota; Viridiplantae; Streptophyta; Magnoliopsida; Brassicales; Brassicaceae.
AUGGCUCACCUUUCUGAACCAGCUUUAUAUCUUGAUGUGAAGAAGCCUGUGAAGAAACCUGGAGAAGGCACUUCUGCACAGCGCAACUAUCCUCCAGACUUGCUUCCAUUUCUGACAACAAUUGCGCUGGAGGAGCCAGAUGGAGGGAAGUUCCAUUAUCUUCGUACUGAUGAAGCAACUUUAACAAUUUGGAAAAAAAACGAGACUAGGCAAGAGAAUUUGCAUGGAGCGGACUGGUACGAUACGCGAUUCCCAAUACAAAACCAAGGAAAACAUGAGUAUUGUUGGUCAGUUGCGGGUUCUGAGAAUAUCAGCGAUGCAUGUUUUUAUAAUUCUAUCAAUGAAAAGUACAUACCAUAUUCAGGUCAGUAUUUAGUUGAUUUUGUGGAUAGUGAAAAAGCAACAAAAAAGUACGUAGAUAGCGAAGGGGAUCAUUACUGUUAUGGGCACUCGACCUUCAAAGGGUUAGAAUACGCAAUGAACAAUGGUAUACCAAAACAAGCUGAUUGGACGGGUACUGGAUGCGGAACCAAUCCCGAAUUCGAUGACAUUGACGUAGUAGAUGACACUACCGAAGUCGAUGACACUACCGAAGUCGAUGACAUUGACAAAUGUGCUACUUAUUGUGGACCAACAUCAAAAGAUUCCGAGUUCACCGGAUGGCAUUCGUGCUCCCUACGGUAUAUUAAAAGGGAUAAGAACGGGGAGACCAUUGGACUUAUAAAGAAUAGUCAUGGCACUAAAAAAGGAAAGAGGAAGAAGAUAGGAUAUAUCAAAGUUUCUUUAGAUAUUAUGAUACUUCAAUUGGAAACAAAAGGAUUACGAUCAUUUAGACGUCCGGGCAGAUUGUUUAGAUCAUUUACCUAUGGAGAAGUCCGACCAGCAUAUGAGAAAGAAGUUGUCGAAUGCUAUCUUGAUGGUCAUAAGAUAGAUCACCAUGUGACUCGCUCAAGAGAGACAUCAUUAUUUAUUCUUGAAGGGAUUUUCCAUAACACAUCUGGACUUGUUUAUCAAGAUGAGGAUGGUCAAAAUGAGGUCAUUGGAAAUCCAAUAGACCGAGCUUUGCUUAAAUGGGCGAUUCAGUUGCAAAUGAACAUGAACAUUUCAUAUGACAAGUCUGGUACGACGAUUAAAGGUUCUCCACAGAAUUCAAAGAAGAUGUGUCUUGGCGUAGCAGUAGACUGUCGAAAAACAUAUGAAUGUGGCGUUCGAAUUCACUGGAAAGGAAAUGCUACAUUCAUUUUGGAUAAAUGCACGAAGUACGAGUGUAACGGCGAAUAUUUAGAAAUGACUAAAACCAAGAAAAAGCAACUUAGAGAUGCUGUCGAAGACAUGGCUGCAAGGAAUCUGAUAUGCAUUGGUCUCGCUUGCAAAGAAUUUGAAUGGAGUAAUCUUCCACGUCCAAAGAGAAGACAUAAAUGGAGAUUUCCAUGUGAAGACCUUAUUCUGUUUGCUAUCUUUGGUAUUAAGAAUCCGUGUCUACUAGGUAAAGAUGAUCAUGUAAAGCAGGCUCCCUUAGAUUUCGAGGAAUGGGUGGAGAAAGAUGCUAGUAAAGCCCAUUUGGCCGAGUUGGUUGAUUUAGUUGAUUCUACAGGAAUUUACGGUGGUUCGUCAUCUGAUGGAACCCGCUAUGUUGGACUUAGAGACGUGAUGAUAGAUACCGUGGAGAAAAUUGAUGGAAAGCCUGUUGCGAGUGUGCAGAUAUACUACAACAAGAAGGAUACGUUUGUCAAAGUGGCUUUGGACGCUAUGUUUCUCGGAGCAUCACCUGACGAGUCUAAGGUCAUAAAGCUAGGACCUCUGCUUGUUGACUUUUUUUUCCCAUGCUUAUCUAUCAACUAA